UCAUAGGAACUUAUUAUGGCAGUAAUGAAGCAAUUCAUUAAUCCAAGCUGUUACGACGAAAUCCAAGAAAUGCAAAAACACUCACCUAUUGGCUGUAGAGUUAGACGUGGCCGAGAUUGGGUGUGGGCAGAUCAAGACAAUGGAGGUCCUGGAACUGUUGUUGGGCAUUUAUACGAUGAGCUUAGAAAGUACUGGUGUUGGGUCGAAUGGGACAUAGGUGGGGACAUUAAUGUUUACAGAUGGGAUGUGCAAGGAAAAUGUGACUUGACUAUCGUUGAUGAAGAAAGACAACCUGAAGAAGAGGAAAUUAUAAUGGUCGGAUGCAAGGUUGCACCUGGAGAAGGCUAUGAAGGAAACUCCUCCCAUGUGAUUGGAAUUGCCAUAAAAUAUAUAGAUGAUAACAAAAUGCAGGUAAGAUGGGAUGAUGAUGGGUCGAGAGAAAACCUUAUGUAUGGAAAAGAUGGAACACCUAAGCAAUUGGUGCUUGCGAUUGACAAAGGAAUAAGGAAGCAAGAUCACGAAAAUUGUAGAAGUGAAGGUGAAAAUCCUAUUGUAUAUGAUGAUUCAGCUCUUAAACAAAAAUCUCUGCCGGCACCUCCUGAAUUCCUUGAAGUUUAUGACAUAUUUGAGAAUACAGCUAAUGUACGUUGGCAAAAAUGCAGGGAUGACAAGAUGAGCUCAAAUUCAAAAUACGUUGUUACUUAUGUAGAGAAAAACAAGCCACACAAGAAAAUACUUGUUGACGUUGUUGCAGCUGUUUCCUGUAUCUUAGAUGAUCUUAAACCGGCAUCCGACUAUUCCGUUGAUGUAAAGUUGGUCAGCAAUGAUGGCGAGUCAUUGCCCACAAAAACCUAUUCAUUCAAAACAAGGGAAACAGAUACAGAUGAUACAUGCUACGAAGACUGGAAACUUACUGAAAAAGAUGCGUCUCGACUUGCAGAAGCAGUAGGAAUGAACUGGCAAAUACUUGGCCCGCCGUUAGGAAUAAGAAACGUGAAACUUCAUCAUAUUAUAGAAAAUAACAUGACCGUGGCUUUACGCAUCUAUGACAUGUUCCUGACGUGGGUAACUCAAGACAAAGACAGUACCUUUAGGACUUUAUGUAAAAUUCUGGAGAAAUAUCCUAGUGUUUAUGUUGAUCGAAAAAUCUUAAGUGAAAUGAAACAAGAACACCCAUUAAUAAAAUAACUUGGGGUAAGUUACUAAUUACUAGUGUAAAAAGGGAACAAACAACUUAAUAUCUUCCAAAAUCAAACAACAGUUUCUCAUAAUAUUUAUGGUAUGACUUCAAACCCUUUUCGACAUUUAAUGAUUUUUUUCAUGCAAACAGAUGAUCCAAACAAAAUUUUAUUAUUCAGUUUGAUUAAUUAGGCACUGAUAAAAGUGAU
This is a messenger RNA of Ruditapes philippinarum (Manila clam), 1388 nucleotides long. RefSeq lists its product as uncharacterized. NCBI's taxonomy places the organism in Eukaryota, Metazoa, Mollusca, Bivalvia, Venerida, Veneridae. Gene Ontology annotation, biological process: signal transduction; protein ubiquitination. The record is from RefSeq and is a predicted model, not a curated record. The transcript has 7 exons. Gene Ontology annotation, molecular function: metal ion binding; ubiquitin-protein transferase activity; protein binding. The coding region runs from base 16 to 1188 and encodes 390 amino acids.